Cyprinus carpio (common carp) is the source of this 1887-nucleotide messenger RNA. RefSeq lists its product as uncharacterized. Bases 184 to 1038 code for a protein of 284 amino acids. The record is from RefSeq and is a predicted model, not a curated record. NCBI's taxonomy places the organism in Eukaryota, Metazoa, Chordata, Actinopteri, Cypriniformes, Cyprinidae. The transcript has 2 exons.
GUGCUAGUCCGGAAUGUCCGCAUCCGGGGGAAGCAUAAGAUCUCAGACAAGUGAGAGUCUACCGUCCACGUAGUGGUGAACAGGGCAGGUACCCUACCUGUCUAUACUGUCAAGCCCGAAGUCAAUGAUGGUCCAUUAAGAACUCUGCACAGGGACUUACUCCUCCCAUGUGGAUUCCUACCUAUGGAGGGAAGCAGCAAGUCUGCCAAACAACCUGCAAAGCGCAGAAUAGCAACUCGUGCAAAUCCUGUUCUGGAUGCUGACCCUUCAGAGGAGGAAGAGGAUGAAUCCAUCCCGGUCCAUUGGUUCAGUGAGGUCUCAAAUGUGUUCAUCCCCACAGUCCAUGAAGGUCUAGUACAGCCCAGAGAAUCCUUGUCUAAUGAACGACAUAGGCAGUAUACCGUAUCUCCAGGUCCCUGUUCUGUCGAGAGCCCAGUAAAUGCCCAGAUCGUAGAUUGCUCCCCUGAACUGUCUAGUCCAUCAGAUAUGUCUACCGAUGCCCCAGUCAGUCCCCUGAGGUCCAGUAGACCUACCAACCAUUGCAGUAAUACAGAACACUUACUUACUGAAAGCAUCGCCCCAAUUGACCAAGUACCUGAAACAGACCCCAUUGAAAGUAACCUGCCUGAUACCCGCUUACCUGAAGUGCAUCCUGUGGAGAAAGAGACCAUACUUGACGCUGUCAGUGACAUCUGUAAUGAACAGCAGUCGGUGUCUCCUGACAUGUCAGAGCAUGAGGAGGAAGUAGACAGAACAAAGACUGAGAAGUCUGUGGAAGGAGAGAAACUGGAAAUGGAUGGAAUUGAAUCCAGAGAGGAAGCAGAGAGAAUGGCAGUCACAGAUGCUCCUGUCAGGAAAUCUGGAAGGGAACGUCAACCGUCAAGGCGACUGGAUUAUCCUGAACUCGGAAACCCAUUGGUCACAGUUGUUAAAUCAUUCCUCCAUGGGUUGACCACUGUGUUAUCCGAUGUUUUGAAUGAAGAUCAAGUAGUCUCUGCACCUUUCCUCCCAUACCCCCCUCAGAUAAAGCACAUUUGAGCUCUUCCAUGUACAGGGACGUACAUGAGUUCAGGAGGGGAGAGUGUAACCAGGUCUUAAAACGGAGUCUUGGCAUAAUAAUCCCUUUCUUAAAGUCAAUCAAGUCUUGAGAUAAAUGUUUUAAGUUAAUUAAUCAAAGUACAUUUUCUAUGUAUAUAAAAAAAAAAAACGCCAUCUACAAUAAGGGAUCAAAUGCAUAAAAAGAUAGAAAAAGAGUGAUUUUCCCCCUGGAAAAAAACUGUUCGCACUACAAUUCCCAUGCUCCUUUUUGUGAGGAGCUGACCAAUCACUGAGCUCCAAAGCUUCAGGCAAUCGAGCUCCGCCUACACUUCCUGUUAGCUACUUACUGACUAAAAGACUGCAUGGCUGUUUCGUUGCCUAGCUGAAUUCCGAGUCAAUUACCAUCCAUAGGGUAAGAAACAUAAAUAUCCCCUCCAACAGGAUUUCAUUAAUUAAUGAGGAUGUUAAACAUAUGAUGACGGCUAUAUUGUCAUGUUUACACUUUAUAGAGAGCGCGGUCGGCAGACGGCUGCCGCUGAUCAGACAGCCAAUAUAGAGAGACCCACUCAUUGACUCAACGGUCAGGUUUUUUUUGCCAGAUUCAUUCCAGUGAUGCACAUGGAUCGGAAGUCACGCCCAACCUGGAGUUGAAGCCUUCCGGUCGAAUUGGGAUUGGAUGUUCGCACUCUGAACCCCCGAAAGAUUCCCAGCGUACGUUGGGUGGCGAGCCACGGACCCACGAGCAUAAGUCUAUGCGCAGUCUCACUUUCCCUCCUUCACGGAUUGUGUGGUAGGAUCCACGAGCACUGGCAUACUGAUACUGUCACGACACUGAUUUAACCAAAAAGA